UCUUCCAAACCCCCAUCCAUCCCUCUCCUUCCUCUCUCUCUCUCUCUCUCUCUCUCGCCCCUCCUCCAAAGAGGAGAACUACCAUUUGCCUCUUCUGAUGGGAAAUGCAGCAGUUUCUUGUGCUCCAUUGACCAUAUGCUCAAGCAGUCCAGGAGGAGCAACAAAAGUCUUAUGUUUGGACGGAAGACUGGAAGUUUUCGGAAGGCAAGUAAAAGCAUCAGAGCUAAUGGUAGAGCAUCCGGGCCAGUUUUUGUGUGACUCUACCAUCCUCAAAGUUGGCAACAGAAUCCACGGCCUCACUGCCGACGAACCGCUCGAAAGACGGCGGUUUUACUUCCUCCUCCCCAUGGACCUCCUCUACUCAGUGCUAACACACGAAGAACUCAGCUCCCUAACUUACAGGGCUUCAAGGGCACUCAAGAACAGUAGAGGCUUCAACAAUUUCAGUAGGAUUUUUCCGGUUUUUGGAGAUUUUCGCAUGUUUAAUCUUUCGGAAUCCAAGAGAUUGGAUUGCAAUGAAGAUCAUGCAAUUAUUAGUGUUAAUUCAAGCCAUAAUUCAGAGCCAGUAGUAUUAUUGGAGAGGUACUCAAAGCAAAGAUCAUGGAAGCCUGCAUUAGAAACCAUUGAUGAAACUCCUUGUACACUUUGACAUCCUCUUCAUUUGUAAUAAAUUUUGAUUAAUUACGUACAUUUGGAUUUAAUUU
Messenger RNA from Malus domestica (apple), 704 nucleotides. RefSeq lists its product as uncharacterized. The record is from RefSeq and is a predicted model, not a curated record. NCBI's taxonomy places the organism in Eukaryota, Viridiplantae, Streptophyta, Magnoliopsida, Rosales, Rosaceae.